AUGAAUCAUCAAAGUGAAGACCCAUAUUAUCAUGAAUCGACGUCAUCAUCUUCCACGGCUCCUGGUGGAACUUACACAGUCUACACACAAAAGUUGUCGAGCGAUUCGAAUGAGGAGGACAAUAAUCCUCACUCCAUAGAUGAAAGCGACAAAUUGGAUGACUUCAUGGAAACGUACUUUGACGACUCCGUCACUUCUGACAAAUCUCAGUCCUCCUCUCCAAAUAGCAAAAAGAUGGCUCGUGCCGAGCGAGAUCUGGAAGAGUUGAUGAAGGAGACGGAGGGAAUGGAAGAAAUUCAAGAACAACUUCAAAUGGGACGACUCGAUUUGGGUCGGGCUCUCCAGGAAGAACGUACCCGACAAAGACGGGCGGCCGCUGCGAGAGAUCGCUACCAGCGAAUGACAGAGGCCGAGCGUCGUCUUUAUAAUCAACGUCGCCGUCUCCGCUCACUCGGAGUCACUUCGGAAACCUCCGAUGACAAUGAAGUCAUCAGAAAUCAAGUGAAAACGGCGAACGCGAAGAAGGCGGAAGCGGCGCGCCAGCGAUAUCAUAUGAUGACGCCAGAACAGAAGAAAAGCUAUAACACGCGUCGUAUGGAAGCGUUCAGAAAGCGACGUGAAGAAGAGGAGAGGAUUAUGUCGAUGCCAACAGGUAGAAUAGAGAAAGAAGAUUUGGCGAAAGCAAGUCAAAUUAUGGUGCGAAACGCUCGAAAAGCGGAAGCGGCGCGACUGAGAUAUCAGCAAAUGACACCGGAGGAGAGGAGAGCGUAUAAUGAGAAACGGGCGAGAAGGCCGAAAAUAAGUAGAAAAAUACCGACGAAAUCUGUUCAAACGGUAGCGGUGAAUGAGAUGGAUGAGUAUGGCGUUGCAUUACUGAAAUCGUUGGAUGGGAGGAAUGAUGACGGGGAAAUGAAACAAUUUAUGGAGAUUGAUGGAGGAAAGUAUAUGGAAGUGGAUGAUGAGGAAAUAGAUGAUAUCCUUCACCGCUCCACCCUUAUCACUGGUCAAAGAGCUAACCUUCCCUUAGAAAUCCUCGAAGUGAGAGCCAAUUUAGUCAGCAACGUUCAAAUGGCCGAAGUCAUCGACAGUGUCGCAGCGUCGCGUCGCAAGGACGAGAUUUACGUCGAAAUGGAGGACGAAGUGUUGAGACAAACGAGAAAAGCGCAUGCUGUUAUCAUGAGAAAUCUGGGACUAACCGGUCCUUUGCCACCCAAUUUCCCUCAACUUAUUCAACAAUUCCAUGGACAGCCUCACGCCUCUUCUGAUCUACGUCCCGAUUCCAGUUUCUCCGAUUACCACGACGAGCCAACGUCAUCGUCACCUAUCCCCGAAGAUACCCAUAACCCAGAGUACACAAAUCAUAUACCAAUCUCUCCAAAACACUCUCCGAUUCCGUCAAUUCCUGCUCCCGAGAAGGAAAUCGGCGAGCCUGAUGUGAUCGACAUGCAAUCUGUCUACAAUAUGGUCUUGAAUGGAUUUGAUGCACAGGGUACUCCUGUCGAAGUUCGUUCACAAAGUGGCGUUUUGAUUACGUCUAUGGAGGAAUUCGAACGCUUCGCACACGAAACGAUUGUCAUCACGCAUCGCCCCGAAGAAAAAUGCAUCACAUUCGAUGAAAUGCAGCAACCCACGUCGUUAUCAAGCGACAUGACUCAAGACAAUCACGUCGGCUCCACCACUUCCACGUCAUCUCAUCCUGAUAUGGAUUACAGUGAUAUUACGAUCGGUAGCUCCGAGUACGGUGAUUACGAUGAAGAGGAUGUGGAAGUGGAUAUGGUGGAGUUUGAGGAGGCACCUGUUCAGAAAGGGAGAAGAAGUCAAGCGGUGCGAGCGAGACGUGCUGAAAGAGCAAGAGCAAGAUACCACCGAAUGUCAGUCGAACAACGACGCGAGCAGAACGCUCGUCGCGCCCAUGCUCUCCGUGUCGCCAGAGCUCGCGAAGACGAACUUCUGAGACUUGGCGAAACGACUCCACUCGAUCAUCUUGAUGAGGCGACGCAACAAGCGAUAUUCGAUGCUCAACAGAAAAGAGCUCUCAAGGCGGAAAAAGCGAGAGCCAAAUAUCGAAAUAUGACUGAAGAGGAGAGAAAACGAUACAAUUCGGGAAAGGAAGGGAAUCGAAAUAAGCGAAAACGCCAAGAACCCGAGUUUCACAUCGAGCCAGAACCUGUUUCUGAAGAUGUUUCUGUUGACGUAGAUUUGGAAUCUGCCUCUUCACCAGUCCACGAUCCGGAUGAUCCUUCCAGCUUUUUCUUCGACCCGAAUGAAAAUUAA
This is a messenger RNA of Caenorhabditis remanei, 2274 nucleotides long. RefSeq lists its product as uncharacterized. Bases 1 to 2274 code for a protein of 757 amino acids. The transcript is spliced from 8 exons. NCBI's taxonomy places the organism in Eukaryota, Metazoa, Nematoda, Chromadorea, Rhabditida, Rhabditidae. The record is from RefSeq and is a predicted model, not a curated record.